UCUGGCCGCCCGAUAGAUGCCCCUUUGUGUGGCGUACCCUUACCCUCCCUCCCCCAUAGGAUGCAUCCCCAGCCCCGCCUCUAUGCCCCACGCAAGAGCAGCGUCUCUGGGGACAAAGGGACGGGGUUAGAAGGCUUUAACAGUGUGCUGCGUGCCGUGGACAGGGUUAUAAGCGGGCAUCCGGCAGCUGAGGGUUGCUCUGUGCUGAGGCAGUGGACAAGGGCGGCACUGUUGGCUGUUCUCCACCAUCCUCGCCAUCCUUGCGGUGCCUUCCUCACCUGCCUGACGCACGACCAGCAACAUCACCUUCCCUUCGUGCCUUGAGUGCUCCACCGCGAACGCUUGAAAAACAAAUAAUCUCCCAGUGAAUCUCUCGAGUUCUCGCGAGUUUGCCAGCACCGGAGACCAUAGGACGGCGCGGCACGAGCGGUCUUCCUGCAGGGGCGGCAGCGAGGGACUCCACCAAGGAGGGAGGGUGGGAGAAGCCCGUUUAGUCAGAUGAGUCCAAAACAAAGCGCUGUUAAAUCGUAAGGAGUGUGCCAUGGUGGUGAGGCGGUGCACUGGUCGUUAGCUCGUCUGUACGUGUUCUGCCGCAGGUUCGAGAAAUGUAAUGACUAUGGUUCCAGUUGGUAGGAAUUAAUCGUGUGCCUCGCUUGGCCAAACAAAAGACAGGUGGGAAGUGAAGCGACCUGUGUCACGUUUUCUAUGGUGGUGUGAAUACCGACUGUUCAGGACCCUCGGGCAUCAUGGCCACCCGCACUUCAGUACGCACAGGAGGAAUAGUGGUGGUGGUAGUGGUGGUAGCGGCGUCAACUUACUGCGGCGCCUCCUCUGUUCUGCUUCACCCAGACGCCUCCCUCCCUUUGUUACCGGAGCAGGAAGAAGACCCACACCACGGACUACGUAACCUCACCCACGUCGCCCCGUCCUUCGCGCUGCAGGACACAGAGUACGGAGACAACGGGGGCUUCUUCCUCGACGAGUUUGAGGCGGUCACAAGGUCAGACACGUUGGAGUGCCCGAGUGCCAAUGUGAUCACGACGCGCUACAAGUGUCAGGUGAAGGAUCAGUGGGUGGACUGCUACAGGAGACACUGCUGCCAGGGGUACAACUUCGUGGCGGGGAGAUGCCUCCCGGACAGCGUGGACCCUUGCUCACAAAACUUCUGCGAGCAAAAGUGUUCCGUGUACUUCGGGCGCGUCAUCUGCACCUGCUUCUCCGGGUACAGGUUCAGUCCGGAGAACCACAAGCGAGGGAUUACACCUGUGUGCCUGGACAUUGACGAGUGUUCCAGCGGGACCGGCAUCUGCGAACACGAGUGCAUCAACGAACCAGGCUCCUUCAGGUGUUCCUGCCGUCAAGGUUUCCACCUCCGAGGGGACAACACCACUUGUGAGUUGGAGAGCGAGGGCGGGGCUGUUCCCUCCCCCAGGCAGAGGAACUCCUCGGCCCCUCUAGAAUUCUCCCAACCCCUUGUGCACGCUCAUAGGCGUGACCGAGGCAACGAGUGCUCCGCGUCUUGCUCCUCUGUGGGACAAAUGGCAGCAAAGAUAAGGAGUCUUGAGGAAAAGAUUGACACUCUCAGCACCGCGGUGAGAUUGUACAGCUUUGCCGCGGGACUUCCUGGCCCCGAAGGUCCUCCUGGUCCCCCGGGAUCUUCAGGACCCCGUGGCUUCCCAGGUCCAGCGGGCUCCCCAGGGCCGCCGGGUGAAGCAGGGCCACAAGGGCCCCCGUGGACGGCGCCUCCAAAGACAACGGUUGCGCCUCUGCCGGCUGAUGAACCCUUCACGAAAGAAGACUUCCCCCUCGACUCCUGGACAGUCAUCACCGGACAAGGCCGCCGCAAGUUCUGCAGGUGUCGUCGAGGAGCCGUGGGUCCGCCCGGAGCGAGUGGGAAGCCAGGACCGAGGGGACUGCCAGGGAUCCCAGGAGUGCCAGGGGAGAAAGGAGAUCCAGGCUCCUUUGACUUCCUUAACCUUAUGAUCGCCGACGUCAGACACGACAUCCAAAAGCUCCAGGAGAAAGUCUUCGGCGACGAGUUGCCUGAGCCUUACGACCUGGCAGCAGCAGUGGCACGAGGAGAGGCAUCCCAGGCGGCAUGGCAGAAGAAGUAUCGCUCACAGCUGCAGGAAAUCAUGACAGAAGAAUACGAUAACAGGAUAUUUGGGGCAGCUACACGUUUUCAGCCGCAUCUUCUUCAGCUUGGAGGGGCGAUGCGGGCAGAUCGACGCCAGGACGUCCCAGGUAAUUCAAUGACCGAGGCAUCCAAGAUGCCCCCGCCCAGCCCCAGACCUCCACCAGCCCAAAUGAUGCAGCCGGAUCCCUCCACUGAAGAAAACAGCAAUGACCACCAGCAGAUACUAACAGUCGAAGGAGACACCACAGUUCCAGUUGACUUCCAUGAUGGUUUCUAUGACACCCAUCUGGUCCACGACGACUCACUGCUGGAGGAGUACAUAUCGCAUUACGACUAUAGUCAGCUUCCAGAAGCGCAUUACAUAUCAGACUACGCAUUGGAUGCACCCAUUCCAUCAUCACAGAUUCUGUCAUUUUCACCUUCGCAGACCUUCCACUCAACUGGCCCGUCGGCUAUUACCACUGACAGUCAUGACAGUUCUCCUCUUCCAUCGCGUAGUCAGGUCCGAGCCUCCCCUGAUAGAAGGUCGUUGGCUGAUGACUUAACACCAGCUCAAGGGGAGAGAGAAGAGCAAGUGUAUGAUCAGUCUGGUAGUGUGCCUAUUGACUUGUUUUCCUCCCAGGACUCAGAGACGUUGGAAUCCAAGAAGAUGCAACCAACGAUGACACUUGGGGCAAGGAGCUUUCCAAAUCCCUCAAACAUAGACUCAAACCCUACAGGAUCUUCCAGAAGGCUUAACUCUCAGGAGAAAAUUACGAGGGAUAACGAUGACGAUAAUGAGAAAAAGAAUUCUCCUACUUCAGUGUUAGAAAUAAAUCAGUCUCGCAUUAGAGAAUCCGAGAGGCUAAUCGAGAUGCUGGACGAUAUUCUGAGGGAGGUAAAUCUCACAGAACAACUCUCCCGUACACCUCGAAAUUACGAUGAAUCUUCAUACUUCCAAACUGACCUUCCACAACCAAGCACUCCGCUGGAUACCCUCGGUGAUAUCAAAGGGGACAAAUCUGAAGAAGGUCCCGGCACAUUUCCCUUAGACACCUCAGAGACUUCCCAGAGGACCGACAACACCCCAGAGACCCCAGUUGCUAGUGCCACUUCGUCGGGCCCCUAUGAAUCGGCGCCCCGACUUUCUCAGGAAGAAGGGGACGUCGCGUGAAGGGGUGUCGUCCCUCCAGCAGCUGCAUAAGUUACCGUAAGUCGUCGGAGCUCAUGAGCCUUCGUGAUUUUUAUGCUUCUGUAGCAGAUAAUUGUUAGUUGUGUCUGGAUGCCUUUCCUCUACCUAUGUAUGUACGUACGUAUGUUAUCGACAGUGCUUCUUUUAGUACUUCUCUUCUUAUUCUUAUUCUUAUUAUUAUGAGUAUUGUUAGAAUUAUUGUCAUCAUAUUAUUGCUAUUAUUAUUAUUAUUAUUAUUAUUAUUAUUAUUAUUAUUAUUAUUAUUAUUAUUAUUAUUUCAUUCUAUAAUUUCAUUUAUUCUUUUACUCUUAUUGUUAUCAUUGUCAUAACUAUUCCCAUAAUCAUUACUGUACAACCACUAUACGUAUAUAUCUGAACUAGUGAAGUGAAGACGCUCCUUUAUGAACAAGAAGGGCUGUACAGGGACAAAAAUAAACAGUAAGUACAACAAUAGCAUUUAAUUAGGGACAGACGCAUUGUGUGUUGUCAGUGUGUUGCGGCGAGCACACACGAGCAGCCGCAAUGAGUGGUAGUGUUUCUCAUUAAUUACUGUGCUGCUGAGAAUAAAAACGGUACAGUGAGAAGUACG
This is a messenger RNA of Scylla paramamosain (green mud crab), 3897 nucleotides long. RefSeq lists its product as uncharacterized. Gene Ontology annotation, molecular function: calcium ion binding. Bases 747 to 3290 code for a protein of 847 amino acids. The record is from RefSeq and is a predicted model, not a curated record. NCBI's taxonomy places the organism in Eukaryota, Metazoa, Arthropoda, Malacostraca, Decapoda, Portunidae. The transcript is spliced from 10 exons.